This is a messenger RNA of Macadamia integrifolia, 639 nucleotides long. RefSeq names its product disease resistance protein Roq1-like. Gene Ontology annotation, biological process: signal transduction. NCBI's taxonomy places the organism in Eukaryota, Viridiplantae, Streptophyta, Magnoliopsida, Proteales, Proteaceae. The coding region runs from base 1 to 639 and encodes 212 amino acids. The transcript has 3 exons. The record is from RefSeq and is a predicted model, not a curated record. Gene Ontology annotation, molecular function: DNA binding.
AUGGAGUCACAUGUUGGAUCUAAACGUUGUAGAUAUGAUGUUGGAUCUAUAAGCUAUGAUGUGUUUAUCAACUUCAGAGGUGAAGAUACCCACAAUACCUUCGUUGCCCACAGUUAUAGUGCUCUCAAGAAUCGUGGAAUUCAUGCUUUCAUCGACAGCAAAGAUCUAUGGAAAGGAGAAGAUAUUGGGCCAGAGCUUCUAAGAGCAAUAAAAGUCUCCGAACUCUCGAUUGCUGUCCUCUCUGAAAGAUAUAUAGAAAGCAAAUGUUUGAGGAGACAUCUUAAGUCUUGCCUCAAACGUAAAAAUAAGGAUGUUGCUCAAAUGUUAUUGGGUGGAGGUGAUGGGAAUAUGACACUGAAAACUAAGAAGAUUGAUGCAGAUGUAGUUCGAGAUAUGAUUACCACACUUAUUGUCAGACACGAGUUGCCCUUGGGAGAAGACUAUGUGAAAAAGAUGGCACAAGAAAUGAAAAAGAAGUUUGACAAGUAUUGGGACUCAUAUAACAUCAUUUUAGCUAUUGCUGUUGUAUUUGUUCCUCGUUACAAGCUAAUCUUUGUUAGGGUUGCUUUUGAUAAGAUAUACAGUUUGGAUUCAACAGCAAUGGAAAAGUUUAACCUUGUGAAAUCGACCUUAGAAUAA